Chondrus crispus (carragheen) is the source of this 1585-nucleotide messenger RNA. RefSeq lists its product as hypothetical. The coding region runs from base 1 to 1290 and encodes 429 amino acids. NCBI's taxonomy places the organism in Eukaryota, Rhodophyta, Florideophyceae, Gigartinales, Gigartinaceae. Gene Ontology annotation, molecular function: cysteine-type endopeptidase activity. The transcript has 2 exons. Gene Ontology annotation, biological process: proteolysis. The record is from RefSeq and is a predicted model, not a curated record.
AUGUCAAAUCCUGGCGUGUUCCCCGACGGCACUCUCGACCCUGAGUACUCGCGUCGCAUCAACGCAAACAACGCCUCCAAGCCACGCGGCCAUCUCUACCCGUCCUCCGCCUACCCUCCCCAACCGCAGCCCUACCCCCCCGGCUACCGUCCCCCGCACGGCUACUCCCCGUACGCCCAGCCCCAGAACCCCUACCCCCCUCAGCCCUUCCACCCGCCGCCACCGCCGCCGCCUCACCCCCCUCAGCACCCCUACGCCCCGCAGCAACCCUACCCGGCCCACCCACCGCAGCCGUCGUACAACCCGCACGGCCCCCCCGCGCUAGCACAGUCCGCCUCACACAUGACGAGCCCGUUCCGCCCGUCCGGGCGCAGGAAGGCGCUACUGGUCGGCAUCAACUACCGCGGCACGAGCUCCGCGCUGCGCGGCUGCGUGCGCGACGUCACCUUCGUCCACCACCUGCUCGUGUCCAAGUUUGGCUUCCGCAAGAAGGACUUUGUCGUCCUCACCGACGAGUCGGUCAACAUCCCCGGCGUGCGCAAGGGGCCGCCCACCCGCCGCGUCAUCCUCGACUCGCUCAAGUGGCUCGUCUCCGGCUCCCGCUCUGGUGACAGUCUCUGGUUUUCCUUCUCGGGCCACGGCGCCCAGGUGCGCGACGUGUCCGGCGACGAGAGCGACGGGUUCGACGAGACUAUUGUCCCUGUCGAUCAUAAGCGCGCAGGGCACAUUAUUGAUGACGAGCUGUACGAGAUUGUCAGGCACGUCGCAAGGGGCGCGAGACUCACUGUGCUCUUGGAUGCGUGCCAUUCCGGGACCGGGCUGGACUUGCCUUAUCAGCAUGACGUGUUUGGGACGGGCAGCGGGCAGCGGAUCUCGGGAGGGAAAGGUAUGAGCUUGACGUCGGGACUAUUGAACGUGGCCGGGGCUCUGUUGAAUGGCAGCGCGAGCGGGGCGUUGAACGCCGGGUUCAACAUGGCGACUGGCGGCAAGAAGAAGAAGAAGACACCGGGACCGGAUCCCAACGCCGGGGAGGUGCUGCUGUUUUCGGGGUGCAAGGACAAUCAGACGUCCGCGGAUACCAGCAAGCUGACGGGCGGACUGCCCACGGGGGCGAUGACGUUCGCUUUGAUCGAGACGCUCGAGCACUCGACGGUGGGGGAUUGGAGGAAUUAUAAUUACAGGCAGCUGCUGCAGACGAUGCGUCAGAAGUUGAGGGCGGCCAAGAUGACGCAGGUGCCGCAGUUCUCGACGUCGCACCCCUUCGAUCUGUCUACGUCUUUCAUGUUGUAGAGGGAGGAGGGGCGUGUCUGGCGAGCCGGGUAGGGGCGAGCCGGGUGGGGGCGUUUGUGUGUGCGUUUGUGUUUUUUCUCUCUCCCGUGUACAUAGAGGUAUAGAGGUGUCCAGCUGUUGAUGCCUAUACCAAGAGCUGUUUUUUCUCAUUGCUUGGUAAGCCGUAGUAUUAGACGCUGCCCGUUUAUCGUAGUAGAGGUUGAAGGCUUUUGAGGUUUACGAAAAUAGCGAGAUGGGGGUGUCCCAUUCGAAGCAAGUGUGGUUAGCAUUGUAUUUUUCGGUUUACAUGUUAGCA